This is a messenger RNA of Brassica napus (rape), 1240 nucleotides long. RefSeq lists its product as uncharacterized. NCBI's taxonomy places the organism in Eukaryota, Viridiplantae, Streptophyta, Magnoliopsida, Brassicales, Brassicaceae. The coding region runs from base 14 to 1240 and encodes 408 amino acids. The transcript is spliced from 3 exons. The record is from RefSeq and is a predicted model, not a curated record.
CUUAGUUCGUCGAAUGCGGGAAGGGCACGAGUUCAAAGCAACAGACUUUAGAGGAGGUGAUUCAUCCCUUCCACCUCUGAAGCCAGCCGAAAAGGCUGAAGGUGUUGGUGUCAAAAAGAAGUGUCAAAAGUCGUCUAAUCGGUUUGGGAAAGCAUGUGAUGAACCUGGAAGUUCGACUCAGGCGCCUCAGCGUCCUAUUCGACCUCUUCGUGGAUCAGAUAAGGAGCAAGAGCUGAAAGAGUGGAUACGAGUUGAACUGAAAAUGCAGUUGGGUAAAUUGCGGAACGAGAUUUUUGACUGGUUGCAUCAUGAUAGGGGAGGCUCGUUCACAGUUCCGCAAAACACAGCAGCCGGUAAAACAAACAGAGACAACAGUCACGCUGACCCUACCGGCAUGGAAGGUCCAAAGAAGCGACGUCCGUUCAGUGGUGAUGGUAAUGAUAAAGCUGAAAUAUUUUGGUCUGAUAGUAAGAAACACAAGAAGAACAACGGCGAUGGGUUUAGCGACGAUGAGACAAUGAGAAUGCAUGAUAAUCAUUGUGAUGGCCGUACGCCAAAUGCUCGCUUCUGGGAAAAGGUAGAUUCAAUGGCGGGCGAAGGCCCCUCUUUCUCGAAGUCGGCAAACAUUCCAGAAGUCGAUGUUUCAACGCCGAUUGGACCAGAAAUUGUAUCAAAGCCAGCAAAACCGACUCUCCCGGAACCGUUGGAGGGCGAGGGGGGAGAUGAGUCUCCAAUAUCAGGGCUAAAUUUGUUAGCAGAAGAGGUUGAAAAGGGGACACGGAGUGACAAUGUCUAUAAAGAUCCACAGGAGAACACUUGUAGGAUGCUUACCGUUUGGUCUCAUCCUGAAUCUUACGUCCUUCCGCCGGAGGAACAAGGUGGUAAAGCGUCACCGACAAAUUCUGAAGAUUACAAGACACCGCCAGAGGAUGAUCCGAUGACUGAAUGUCGCACACCAGACGUUGGGAAUUCGAAGCUGAGUCGAUAUCUGACUAGGUCAUUAAAAAAAGCAGAGCUAAAAGGGAAAUGUAUUCCAAUAAGCUCAACCAAAAAAGAUGACCUCCAGACGAAGCGUAUUCCGAGACGUUCAACAAAGAUUGGAGGAGUGUACACCCCAGACAAGAGAUUGAAGAAGCUUUUCCAAAGCUGCAAGAAACCCAAAUAUACGCCCUUAGCAGACUUGGAGAAAGCGCAGUUUCAAGAGUUUCAGUCAAUUCUCCGCGAGAAACCGACACAGUAA